Hypoxylon fragiforme is the source of this 2481-nucleotide messenger RNA. RefSeq lists its product as uncharacterized. Gene Ontology annotation, cellular component: Golgi apparatus; endoplasmic reticulum. The transcript has a single exon. Lineage: Eukaryota; Fungi; Ascomycota; Sordariomycetes; Xylariales; Hypoxylaceae. The record is from RefSeq and is a predicted model, not a curated record. Bases 597 to 2309 code for a protein of 570 amino acids.
AGUCAAUCUUCCAGCUUCGCGGGCGUAUCAGAUUCGUCAUGCAUGUUAUUUUAGUAACUGACGACAUCUGAACAUCUGCUUUAUACCUUCUCUUUCUCCCAACCAACUAUCAACUACUACCUCAACUUACCAUCGAGCGUAUUAAGUGAACACUUCCUGCAACACUCUCAGGUAGUCGUAUCCGUGCCAAUUUAUUCUACGGUUACACACCACACUGUUCUUUCUGUCCUUGGCACAUAAAUAUCUACAAAGUAGACCUGUUUGAGAGACUACAAGUGCCACGAUACCAAGCCGACCUGCAAACCGUUUAAGCCCCCCCUUUAAAACGACAACAUAGAAAGAAGAAAAUCUACAUGCGAAGUUCAUUCCAAACAUUACUGGUAGUUGGGCGGUAGGACUGGUCUGGUUCUUAUUUGCCUCAUUGCUGUGACACGUCAGCAGCUGUUCAGCAAAGGAAGGAAAAAAGAGUCCUGUACGAUGCGCCGACUUCAUCUUCAGCACCGUGUAGCAAAAUCACUUGCGUGCGAUAGUAUCGCCUACUGAAAUUCCUCGCUUUCCCUUGUCCAUCCAAAAGCCCGAGCCUGUAAACUUGAGAUAUGUCGGCCCCCCAGAAAUCCUCACGAUGGGGCUCAUUUCUGUCCCAGGCAGUCGCAGGCGUUGAAGCACGUCUCGAUAAUAUUCUCUCAGAAGAAGAGUCCUUGAAGCAAGCAGCUACCCAACGACCAGCGAGAACCCCAACGAGAACCCCAUCGACGUCAUCUACUACUGCAUCCACCGUAGGUGCAUCAGUCCGAUCCACCACACCCUCCAGAUCAAACAACGAUAGGUUGCAGGAACGAUUAGCUCGAGCCGUCGCGGCAAAAAACGCUGCGCAAAGGUCAGAAUCAUCCCCCGCCCGAUCAAGUGUAGAAAUAGGUCCCCGGCUUAGCUCUGAUGUUUCUACCACAUCUUCUGCGACAGAGCCACAAUCAAGCGCCGAGGGAGUGUACAUCUCGAAAAAAGGUGUGGCAGGAAGAGCAUCUGCCCCUUCUGCUUCUAGCGAUGGCGCUUUGGUGAGGCCAUCAACUCCUACCGCCGAUGAGGAGGCGCCUGUAAAAGAUGUGGAAGUUAUGAAUGAUGAUACCAAUAUUUUGUUACGAGGUAGUCAAGAAGCUCGAGCCGAGGAAAAUCCAAAGGCAACCGACGUGUCGUUUUCUACAGACAUCUUGGGAAUUGAAAUCGCUUCAUCAUCUCUUCUAUACGAACAGCGUAUCACUGAACUCGAAAAGUCCCUUGAGACAAGCCAUGCACAGCACCAGGAAGAACUUCACAGUCAUGUUGAAAGGGUCGAUGCCUUGCAGGCUAAGCUUCUGUAUCUGGCACGCGAGGCGUCAGAGGCUGCAAGGAAUGCCGCUAACGCCGCUCCGGCGGGCAGCCAAGAGAGAAAACUUGCUGAGAAAGACCAACAAGUUGCCCAGCUGAUGGAAGAAGGGCAAAAGCUUGCAAGUACAGAGCAAAAGCAUCGAAGUAUUAUCAAGAAAUUGAGGGGUGAGCUUGCUGUGAACGAAAAGGAAAUUAAUAACCAGAAACUGGCGCGCCAGAAAUUGGAGAAUGAGCUUAUCAUCUUACGAAAGCGACUUGACGAGCAGGGUGACGUUGAGAAAGUAAAUGCAGAAUCGCAGAAGUUGAUAAGCCAGCUUAGGAGAGACCUGGAAAAGGUGAGGGCUGAGAUCACUUCGAAAGACAACACAAUAUUUGAUCUCAAGAACCGACUCCGGGAAGAAUCAGAUCGAGCCAAAUCCACGGCUGCCAAAUUGAAUGAUCAACUGCGGGAAGCAGGCCAAGAACGCGUGAAGGAGCUAGAAGAUGCAGUUGCAGCUCUGCAAGUAGAAAAGGGGUUACUAGCCGAUCGCGCCAAAUUACAGAUAGCAGAAUUACAGGAAAAGGCAGAUAGGGCUGCGGAACGUUUUCACUCCAUGGAGUUGGAGAUGAAAGGAGAGAUCCAGAUACUUGAAAGCAAGUUGGAGACUCUCCGAGUCCGGGCAGAAGAAGCUUCUUCAGGCGCCGUGGGUGAUACGCAAGCAAAGUUGCUUCGCCAGAUAGAGACUCUUCAAACUCAGUAUGCUAUAGCGAGUGAGAAUUGGCAAGGGAUAGAAGCAUCUCUAAUAGCCAAGUCCGCGGCUUUAGAAAAGGAAAGAGACGAGGCGUUGCGUCGCGAAUCGGAGAUGAGGCGAAAAGCACGAGAGACGGUAAGCAAUCAAUCCUGCCGGAGAGAAAUACGAGAAAUAUAUAUACCUAUUGUACCUAUAUAUGUGUAUAUACUGACAUAAAUAUUAUGACCAGGCUUCCCGAGCCAAGCGGCAAGAGGAAGAAUUGGAAGAGACAAAGAGCCAGCUUCCCAGCGUUCAACGGGAUUUAUCCUCGUACCAAUCACAGCUUGAGACUCUGCGUAAACGAGCCGAAGAGGCUGAGACAUCUUUAGCCGAGGCGAGAUCCGAGUUG